Melospiza melodia melodia is the source of this 1926-nucleotide messenger RNA. RefSeq names its product zinc finger protein 358-like. The transcript is spliced from 4 exons. Lineage: Eukaryota; Metazoa; Chordata; Aves; Passeriformes; Passerellidae. The coding region runs from base 1 to 1926 and encodes 641 amino acids. The record is from RefSeq and is a predicted model, not a curated record.
AUGGCCGAGACCCAGGUGCCCGAGGUGCUGCAGGAGGUCACGGUGGGCUCCGAAACGCCCCCGGCCACCCCCGAAGGAGCCCCGGGCUGGGUCUGGGGGGGGCCCGGCCCGGACACGGAGGAGGAGGAAGAGGAGGAGGAGGAAGAGCGGGCGCGACCCCUCCUGAGGCUCUGGGGGAACUGGGGGGGGUCCUCAGACGACCCCUCCCGCAGCCCCUCCCCCUCCCCGCACGGCCCCUGCUCCCCGCCCCCUUUUGUCGCCCCCAGCCCCGCAAUUGCCCCGCCGCGCCCCUCCUGCCCCCAGUGCGGCAAAUCCUUCACGUCGGGCUCGUCGCUGAGCCGCCACCUGCGCUCCUCGCACGGGGGCGGGGCCGCGCCGGGCGCACCUGGGCUCACCUUCACCUGCUGGCGCUGCCGCGCGCCCUUCCCGUGCGGGGCGGCGCUGCGGGAGCACCUGGGCGGCGCCGCGGGCUGCCAGCCGCGCCCGCACCGCUGCCGCGCCUGCCCCAAGCGCUUCGCCUCGGCGCGCUCGCUCCGCAAGCACCGGCGCACGCACCGGGACGGGGCCCUGCGCUGCCCCGACUGCGGCAAGACGCUCACGUCGGCGGCCUCGCUGGUCACGCACCGGCGCAUCCACACCGGCGAGCGCCCGUUCCGCUGUCCCGACUGCGGCAUGGCCUUCAUGGCCACCAAGUCGCUGGGCAAGCACCGGCGGGCGCGGCACUCGGGCGGCUUCAUCUGCACCGACUGCGGGCGCAGCCUCUCGUCGCACGCCGCGCUGGUGGCGCACCAGCGCAUCCACACCGGGGAGCGCCCCUACGAGUGCCCCGACUGCGGCAAGGGCUUCGCGGCCGUCAAAUCGCUCAGCAAGCACCGCAAAACCCACCGGGGAGCGGCGGCGGCGGCGGCCGGGCCGUGCGCCGAGUGCGGGGUGGGCAACGCGGCCUGCCCGCACCGGCCGUGGGUCGGUGGGGACAGCCCCGAAGGUGGGGCGGGGGUCCCGGUGAUUACACGGGUGGCUGGGGACAGCCCCGAGGGGGUGCCGGUGUCACCAUGGCUCGUUAGGGACAGCCCCGAGGGUGGGGAGGGGUUCCCAGAGGGUCAGCGACCGCUUAGGGAGAGCCCUGAGUGUGGGGCGGGGGUCCUGCAGCCCCUCAGGGAAAGCCCCUCGCGGGUCCCGGCGUCCCCAUGGCCCCUUGGGGACAGCCGCGAGCGCGGGGCGGGGGUCCCGGUGUCCCCUUGGCUGCUUAGAAACGGCCCCUCGGGGGUCCCGGUGCCCCCUCAGCCCCUCGGGGACAGAAUCUCGGGGGUCCCGGUUCCCGUGCAUCCCCUCGGUCCCGGCCCCUCGGGACUCCCGCGGGUCCCGGUUCCGGUCCAUCCACUCGGUUCCGGCCCCUCGGGGGUCCCGCGGGUCCCGGUUCCCGUGCAUCCCCUCGGUGUCGGCCCCUCGGGGGUCCCGGGGGUCCCGGUUCCCGUGCAUCCCCUCGGUGCCGGCCCCUCGGGGGUCCCGGUUCCGGUCCAUCCCCUCGGUGCCGGCCCCUCGGGGCUCCCGGGGGUCCCAGUUCCGGUCCAUCCCCUCGGUCCCGGCCCCUCGGGGGUCCCGGGGGUCCCGGUUCCGGUCCAUCCCCUCGGUGCCGGCCCCCCGGGGGUGCCGCGGCGGCGCCGCCCCGCGUGCGAGCAGUGCGGGAAGGCGUUCCGGGACGGGGCGGCGCUGCGGCGGCACUGGCGGGUGCACACCGGCGAGAAGCCGUUCGGCUGCCCCGAGUGCGGCAAGAGCUUCCGCGCCAGCUCCAGCCUGGUCAUCCACCGGCGCACGCACACCGGCGAGCGCCCGUACCCCUGCUCGGGCUGCCCCAAGAGCUUCGUGUCCCGCUCGGCGCUCAUGAAGCACCUGCGGACGCACCUGCGCCAGGAGCCGCAGCACUGA